CCGUCUAGCAAUAAGUGUCACAUUUACUAAAUUAAAAAAAUAAAUAUUCUCCAAUAGAUAUAUAUUCUCCUGUGUGUACUUUUAAGAAACGCAGGGUACUUGCAAAAUGAAAUUCCUUGCAAAUACUUUACAAUUCAUCAGACUAGUGCAGAAUUUCGCAAAUUGUCAAAAAUUCCAAUAUGCAACUACCGCAUAUCAAUUCAAAAUCAAACAAACUUCUUACUAUCCCGAUCGUCGUUUGGAAAUGAAUCGUGUAAAUGAACAACAAGAAUCAGAGCUGUUGGCUGAAGAAAUUAAAAAACAUCAUCAUUUGCCCAAGGAUUAUUACUAUAGAGUACUGGGACUACAUAAACGAGCCACCACACAAGAGAUAAAAACGGCCUAUUAUGCAUUGGCAAAACGAUUCCAUCCUGAUUCUGUUAACACAAGUAACGACCAACACAUCUCAAAACGAUUUCAGGAGAUAUCCAAUGCCUAUCACAUUUUAACCGAUGAAUCUAAGCGCUUGGAAUAUGAUCAACUGGGUGAAGUGCGAGAUGAAAAAUUGUUUUUAGAAAUGGUAAAAAAGAAAAAUAUUGGCAAGGAACAUAAAAUAGUAACGUCUAAUGCAUUGAGAGGAUUCGAUGGUUUGGCAAGACCAGCGGUCAUGGAAAAACAAUCGGAAAUGUCAAUAUCCAACGAUGAUAUACGCCUAAUGGCAAAUGUCGAUCAAAAAUUGGAAAUAACAUUUCUUGAAUCAGUGCACGGUGUAAAAAGGAUUGUUGACUUAAAAUAUCUUAGAAAAUGUCCUCAAUGCAAUGGAAAUUCUCAGCGUAUGGCUGGUCGUGGCAGUCCCGAACCUUGUCGGAAGUGCAACGGCAAUGGACAGUUGAAAAAAAAGACAGCAACCUAUACAGCGCUCACCGUCUGCGAUCAGUGCCAUGGUAAACGUUAUAUUAAUCGAAAUCAGUGCGAUUUAUGUGAGUGUCGUGGAUUUGUACAAGAAUCAAAUAAAAUAACCAUACAUGUACCUCCUUGUAAAAGUGGUGACGUUAUAGCCGUAGAGAAUCCCAAAACUGGACAAUGUUUUAACUAUCGCGUUAAUGUCCAAGAAUCCAAUUAUUAUCAACGCAUAGGAAAUAAUGUAAUUACAGAAAAAUAUAUAAACCUCUCCGAGGCCAUUCUCGGUGGUACCGUGAAAGUGCGUGGCAUUUAUGAAACUCUGGAUUUGAAGAUUGAACCUGGCACAGAAUCUCACACAAAAAUCACUAUAAAAGGCAAGGGUAUAAGAAGCCGAGGUGACGGCGUUGGAGACCAUAUUGUGUUGGUGAAAAUACGUAUACCCCACCAGUUGACCAUGAAGCAAAGGCAAUUGAUAUUGGCAUUUGCGAAAACAGAGGGCCCCACAUUUGAUGGUACCAUUUCGUAGACCUUCCCAAAUUUCUUUUAUGUUCAUGAAUAAUUAAAUAAACAAAGCUAAACAUA
Messenger RNA from Stomoxys calcitrans (stable fly), 1464 nucleotides. RefSeq names its product protein tumorous imaginal discs, mitochondrial. Gene Ontology annotation, cellular component: mitochondrion. Lineage: Eukaryota; Metazoa; Arthropoda; Insecta; Diptera; Muscidae. Bases 107 to 1408 code for a protein of 433 amino acids. Gene Ontology annotation, molecular function: heat shock protein binding. Gene Ontology annotation, biological process: mitochondrion organization; protein folding; negative regulation of apoptotic process. The record is from RefSeq and is a predicted model, not a curated record. The transcript has 2 exons.